AAAAAGUACCUAUAUUUGGCAUGAAAGCAUUACAUAAUAUGAGCCUGAAGAAAAAGCACUGGAGAAGUUAUUCUCACACUGUGAUCUUCUGCCUUGUUUUUAAUAGAUUUUUACCUCAGCCUUUGCGUCGGCAGAUGGAAGUUUUAGUCCCAAAAUACAGUGGUUCCUUGGUUCUCAAACUUAAUCCAUUCCGGAAAUCUGUUCCAAAACUAAAGUGUUCCAAAACCAAGGCACGCUUUCCCAUAGAAAGUAAUGCAAAAUGGAUUAAUCUGUUCCAGACAUUUAAAAACAACCCCUAAAACAGCAAUUAAACAUGAAUUUUGCUAUCUAACAAGACCAGUGAUCCAUGAAAUGAAAGCAGUAAACAAUGCAAAAUAAAUAGCAAAAACAGACAGACCUCAGCGUAACACUCAAAACGGAACUGUGGCACUCAAAACGGAAGUGUAACACUCAAAAAGGAGCACGAUCGGCUUCCAAAAAAAAGUUCUCAAGCAUUCGGGUUUGCAGUGUUUGAGUUCCAAGUUUUUUGAGUACCAAGGCAUUUGAGAACCAAGAUACCACUGUAUAUUGAGGGCACCAGGUUGGUGAAGGCAGUUUAACAGCGAUGUAGCAGAAAUUAAGUAUAGUUAAAGAACAAAUUAGAUCUUUCUCUUGUAAAUAAAACAAGCCUUAUCAUGCACAGUUGAAAGAAAAAGAGUUUGUCAACAAAAUAAAUAUGAAAAACUUUCCUGCCUGCCAUUUUUGCUUCCUGUUUCUCCAAACCAAACUAGAUACUUUACCUGCUACAUGUGCUCCAUGCAAUUUCCUUUCCUGGGAAACAGUCAUCUCCCUUCCUUGGACAGUUCUGUUUUUAAUAUAUAAUUUCAGGCUGCUUUCAAAGACCAAGUCCUGGAUUCCACUUGCAUGGCCUCUUCUCUUCUAACUGCACUGCGCAGCUUCUGCUUAAUGGGCACAUAAGAGUGGAACCAUUUGUGAGGUCUUUGGCUUUAAGGGAGGGGAGCGUAAACACCUGGGAAGCAAAUACAUAAUCCUGCAAAUUGCUUUACAGGCAGAACCUCAGUUUACCACUUGUGGGCUUCCCAGGGUCAUCCUGCAAAGAGAGGAUCCUGCAAGCUCCCCUUAUGUUCUUAUGUGUACCAGUCCUGCAGACAUAGCUGCCAAGUUUUCCCUUUUCUCGCGAGGAAGCCUAUUCAGCAUAAGGGAAAAUCCCUGUAAAAAAGGGAUAACUUGGCAGCUAUGCCUGCAGAUUUCAGUUGAACUCAGUUCUAGUAGAAUUUGGGGUGGACUGCUGCUCUCGGUUUAGCAUGCUUAGGUCUAUUGACCAGAAUGCAAAGAAUGGUUAAAGCAAAGCACCCGUGUUUCAUUACUGGCGAGUAAUCCGUCUCCCCUUUGCCCUUGCCAAAUAGCCAUUGCCUUGCUUGAGGGAAAUGAGGAAAGAUGCCCCAGAGGCUAUCAUGCAGCAACAGCAGAGAGGCCCAUUUAGGAUGUAACACUAAACUAUGGUUUAGCAUUUAGGAUGUAACACUAAACUAUGGUGGCUAACCUGCGGCACUCUGGAUGUUGUCAGGCAGCAGUUUGCAUCCGCCCCAGCAAGCACGACCAGCAGUCGGGUGGAGUCCAGCAGUUCUGGGCAAUGUUAGCUUUCCAACAAAGUAAUGUAUCACCAGCCAAACAUUGCAAUAUAGUGAUACAUUGCGAUGUUGAAAAGCAGAGGGAGAAACAAGCUGCAUCGGGCUGGCCCCACGAGGCACCAGUGUGAAACCGCCUCAGUUCCCUCUCGGGGAGUGGUGCCAGUUUCAUCCUGGCACCUUGCAGGCCCAGGCCCAAUUCAACUCAUUCCUCCAGGUGCGGCAGUGGAGCCAGUCCCUCCGCCACCAGCACCCAGCAUGCUGAGGGAGGGACAAGCUCCAUCAUUUCUGGCACCUACUGACCCAUUCUUCCCUCAGUUUGAGGGCCAGAGCACAAUGGCAGGAGCGGUGGUGGUGGUUUCACCUGCAAGAAGCCGCCAUUGCUCUCUGGCCCUCAAACCAGUCCUGGACAAUGUCUCAAUACAUGGCCCAGGCCUAGGGUCCAGCAACAUCUGAAGGUCCACAGGUUAGUCAUCCCUGGUUUAGCAUUGUAUGCAUGAGCAACAGCAAACCACAUGCCCAUGCACUCGCCCCUCCUUUGGCACAGCCAGAGGUGUGGGGUGGAGGGUUGGAAGCUUUAACACUUGCUUUUAAACUAACCACUUUGUUUAUGCCUGAACGCAGUAGAACUGUGGUUUGAGUGUUUGAACAAACCAGAGUUCAAGUUAACCAGAGUUCUCUGAGUUUGGAUGUAACAAGAAACACUGGUUAGUGUGGGAGCAGAAGCUAAAGCUUCUACUUUCCCUGUGGUUAUGCCAGCAAAGCGGGAGUGGAGGACUAUAUGAGCGUGAAGCCCACAGAAGCACGUGCGCAUAGUGUUUACACAUGUUUUUAAUUUACUUCCAAACUGGUCCUGUGAGCUUGGUAAUACCUGGUCCCUACUUCUCUGUUGACCCGUUGUGUUGAAGUUUAUUUGGUGGACUGUGUGUGCUGCAGAGACAUCUGGGUCCAUUCUGAUCUCUACGUCAAGGUACUUCUGUUUUUUUCCCCCCUUUUCUCUUUUUGAAUGCACAUGUGCAGCUGAUAUUUUCUGAGUAAAUAAAAUAUAAUUGGGACAAGAUAUAGCUCCUUUGUUCUUUUUUUUAGGAGCCAACAUUAAUUUUGCAUUAAAGAAGCUAACAAAAUGACACCAACAAGGAUAUGAAAUUUAAAGAUGAAUUUGAAACUGCAUGCGUAACUGAAUUAAUAGCAUUGCACCCUAUAAUUGCUGCAGAUCAGGCAUGAAUAGAGGUUGUCAAAAGUUCAACCAAGUUUUUCAGAUAUUAGUAAUAACCCCAGCACAUACAAGAUGUUUUACUGAAUGAUUUAAUAUCUUGGAUAUUUCUUAGUAAAAUACAUGAUCAUUCUGCAGAGAGAAAUACCAGGAGGUUUUGUUUUGCAUCUAGAAAGGUUGUUCAUUAUCAUAAUAUUUGUCUGAAUGUGUCCUUUUAUCUGCAUAUUUCUUUUUAAAGAUAGGGUUAUGUAUUUUGAUGUUUUAUUUUUAAAAAUGUUACUUUCUCUUUAAGCUCCUACUACAGAGUCAAAUAUUGUCUUAUGUGCUUCAUCAGAAAAAUGACUGCAUGGAGAACAGGGCUAUUGAUCUAUCUUUCUGCAUUCCCUUUUCUCUUUAAUGAGGACUAGAAUGUUUCCACAUCAGUUAACUGCCUCCAUAAAGCACCAGAAGGUCACACCAGCAUCACACUCAUCUUUUUUUCUUUGUGCCUAUAAUAUAAUUGGCUGAUUGUGUUGGUGAUGAGUGAGCUCGCCCCCCCCCCCCAUUCCCCCAGAGCAGCCUUGGCUACAUGUUAUUAAACCUCAUUGCUCGUUCCCUGAGGAGAAACAGCUCUGCUGCGCUGUUCGCUAGCAAAGCCAGUGCCAUUGCGCAGGUUGAAACGGCAGAAACAGCAUCCAUUUUAAUCUGCGGGAAGCCUCUCGGUUUACAAGGGCGUUCUUUUCUCCUUCAGAUGCUGUAAAAAUUAACUGUGCAGCUUCUGUAAACAUUCUUGGCUCUCGGUGUCUGGUUUCUGUAUGAUGCACUGAGAUGGUACACCAGGAAAACUGUUCGUAUCAGGCUCAAAAAAAUGAGAGGGAGUCUAUCAGGCAAAAACUGGCGCUUGGAAGUUUCUUUGAUGAUGGCCCAGGAAUUUAUACCAGCUGUAGUAAAAGUGGAAAGCCAAGCCUUUCUUCUCGGUUACAAAGUGGGAUGAAUUUACAGAUUUGUUUUGUAAAUGACAGCGGAAGUGACAAAGACAGUGAUGCCGAUGACAGCAAGACCGAAACAAGCCUGGAUACGCCUUUGUCUCCCAUGAGCAAGCAGAGCUCUUCCUAUUCUGACAGAGACACUACUGAAGAGGAAUCUGAAUCCCUAGAUGACAUGGAUUUUCUCUCAAGGCAAAAGAAACUUCAAGCUGAAGCCAAAAUGGCCUUAGCAAUGGCAAAACCAAUGGCCAAAAUGCAAGUAGAGGUGGAAAAGCAAAACAGGAAAAAAUCUCCCGUAGCUGACCUUCUGCCACAUAUGCCUCAUAUAAGUGAAUGCUUGAUGAAAAGAAGCUUAAAGCCCACAGACCUGAGAGAUAUGACGAUUGGGCAGCUACAGGUGAUAGUCAAUGAUCUACAUUCACAGAUAGAAAGCUUGAAUGAAGAAUUGGUGCAACUGCUGCUGAUUCGGGAUGAAUUGCACACAGAACAGGAUGCUAUGCUGGUAGACAUUGAGGAUUUGACCAGUGCGGCCCCCUAUCAGUACCAUGGUAAUUUAGCACCAUUGCUGCCGAUAAGACACGCUGAAAGUCAGCAGAAGCACAUGGCAGAAAAGAUGCCAGCAAAAUAAAACCGGAAGCCAUCAGACUGAAGAAACAAACUAAAACGUUUUGCUUCUGUGGUUGUACCAACGCUGAUGCUCCACGGGUGGCACACAAGAAAAAUCAGUGUUAGUCAUUGAUUCCGGGCGCAAUGUGCCAAGCACCAGGAAAACCCCGCACGAACCCUUCCUUGAAACUAAUGGUGGAUGCACAGCGACUGUGCUUGGCGAAUUUUUCCCAAUGUCUGAAGCUUUAUGUCCAGUGGUUGGCCUAUGCCUUUUAAUUUAUUUGCUGUUGGGUUUAUUUUAUUUUUUACUUGUGCCACUAAAUAUCGGACAGUUCAAUAAUCUUAUUGUAGAACAAAAUGUACAGUACUUAUAAACAUUGCAAACAUGAAGAGGGAAAAAGAAGAGAGAGGGUAGUUUUAACUUUUAUUUUUGUUUAUUUAGAGAGACCUUUAAGUUAAAGCAGUAUUUUACCAUCAGCUACUUUUUAUUGUUUUUCAGCGUAGUUUUAAACAAAUGAGACUGUAAUUUUGAUGGUGCUAUACAAGUGAGAGAGAAAAUAUACAUGCCUGCCUCGUAGUGAAGUCGUAGCUUUCAGUAAUAUGUAUAUUUUAAUCAGUUUUCAACAUUUUGUGAAUGUUGACUACCUGACAUUCAUUUUUAGAUGUGCUAUUAACAUGCAGUUGAGUUGAAAGAGUUACCUUGAAAGUUUUAUGUAUAAAUAUGUAAAAUAAAAAUUAAAAAUUUCUUUCAUA
Messenger RNA from Zootoca vivipara (common lizard), 5165 nucleotides. Lineage: Eukaryota; Metazoa; Chordata; Lepidosauria; Squamata; Lacertidae. The record is from RefSeq and is a predicted model, not a curated record.